Molecule: messenger RNA, 426 nt
Organism: Talaromyces amestolkiae
Lineage: Eukaryota; Fungi; Ascomycota; Eurotiomycetes; Eurotiales; Trichocomaceae
Exons: 1
Coding region: 1-426 (141 amino acids)
Source: RefSeq, a predicted model, not a curated record
AUGGUAGCGUUGGACGCUUUCACCGAGACAAAUGGUGCCACGGCCAUUGUACCAAAGUCCCAUCUCUGGGGCGAAAAGCGCUUGCCCACUCGAAGUGAGACAUUACCGGUUGUGAUGGAAAGUGGUAGUAUGGCAUACUUCCUAAGUACACUCUGGCAUGGCGGAGGUCAAAACAACUCGAAAGAGGAACGACGCUCUCUCAACAUGCAAUACUGUCAGCCAUGGUUACGUCCGUUUGAGAAUCAUAUUCUGGCAGUGAGUUGGGACAAAUUGAACCAAAUUCCUCCAAAGGUCGUCGAUAUGAUGGGUUAUAAAGUUGGAAUCCCAAUGGUCGGCCAUGUAGAGGGCUCCACCCCUCUCAGGGCAGUUAAUCGCCGACUCAAAGAGUACCGGAAUGAAAAGCUACGUAAUAAGACAAAGCUUUAA